Molecule: messenger RNA, 1071 nt
Organism: Dermacentor andersoni
Lineage: Eukaryota; Metazoa; Arthropoda; Arachnida; Ixodida; Ixodidae
Product: lipase member M-like
Biological process (GO): lipid metabolic process
Source: RefSeq, a predicted model, not a curated record
AUGGCUGCUAUUCGGCGUCCUGCAUCCAUCUUGGCGGCGUUCCUCGUCCUGGCUUCGACUUCGACCUGCGACACCGCCGAAGAUGAGCUGGCUCUACAGGCCCGGUUGACUUCCUGCGAGCUGAUCAGAUACUUCCACUAUCCCUGCGAAAUCAGUUACGCCACUACGAACGACGGUUACGUCCUGGAAGUGAACAGGGUGCCGCGUGGGCGCCAGGGCAACGCAGCAGCUGAGCAGGAGCAGAACGGGACCCGUCGCCACCCCGUGCUGUUUGUGCCGCCGCUCCUUAGCGGCUCGGACGUAUGGUUUCUAAACUACCCUUCGCAGGCCGCAGGCUUCCUGUUCGCCGACGCUGGCUUCGACGUAUGGUCGAUGAACUUCAGGGAUUCUGGACGGUACUCUAACCACACGACCCUGUCCAAGAACGACCCUGAAUACUGGAAGCUCAGUUUCGACGAGAUCGGACGCUACGACGCUGCUGCCGGAGUCGACCACGUGCUCAACGCUACCGGUGCGGAGAGGCUGACACUCCUCGCUUUGUCGCAGGGUGUCACCAGUGUUCUGGUUUUGCUGUCCACGCGGCCGGAGUACAACGACAAGGUGACCAUGCGUGAGAUGGCUGGCUACCUGGGGGCGUCUGAGGGCCUCUCAGUUCUUCUUGCGCAAUUGUGUGAGAUAUUGAGUGGCGAAGCGUGCUCAUUGGCCAUCACUAUAACGCUCUUCAGCAGCUCUUAUCAACUGAACGAGGUGUACAAGGCCAAAGACUUUGUCAUGUACAAUCAUGGCGUCAAGGAGAACUGCGAGCGGUACAAUCAGACGAAACCGCUGGCCUAUCCGUUGCACCGCAUCACAACUCCAUGGGCGAUCUUCUCGUCAGAGGGCGACCAGGUCGCCGACUCACGUGACACCGAAGAACUGGUUGCCAGACUCGGAUCGAGGGUUAUCCUGCAUCGGGUGCUUCCACAGAAAACCUUUGGUCACGUAGACUUUGCAAUUGGAUACAAGUGCACCGACUUUUUGCACAAUGUCGCCAUCGACGUUGUGAAGCAGCAGAUCGGUCUGAGUGAAUGA